Drosophila kikkawai is the source of this 3241-nucleotide messenger RNA. RefSeq names its product HGTX homeodomain transcription factor (gene HGTX). Gene Ontology annotation, biological process: cell differentiation; regulation of transcription by RNA polymerase II. The record is from RefSeq and is a predicted model, not a curated record. Lineage: Eukaryota; Metazoa; Arthropoda; Insecta; Diptera; Drosophilidae. Gene Ontology annotation, cellular component: nucleus. Gene Ontology annotation, molecular function: DNA-binding transcription factor activity, RNA polymerase II-specific; RNA polymerase II cis-regulatory region sequence-specific DNA binding.
UUCUCGUAGGCCUAAACACACGCGGGUCUUCAAGCCGACUUUUCCGGCGCUUUUCCAAAAAGGGAAAUACCAAAGCGAGAAUCUGAUCGGUGGAUCUUAGUGUGGUUUUUCCAAAGGAAACCAAACACAGUUACGAACUGAACGUGAAAUGUUAUCGAAAGUCGUUAUCGAAAAGUGCUUGUGAAUUACGAACUUUAGAUCUUGUGAUCUUUGGUCUAUUUGAAAACUAAUUUGAUCGGUUAUGAUUAACUUUAAAAUCUAAAAAAUAAAACUAAAAAAAACCUAGAUUUUUAUUUGUCAAGACUUAAAAGUGCCCAUUAACAAGAUCAUUAUGAAAGAAACAAUAAAUUAAAGAGCAAAACCUAAAAAAUUCAUCUUAAACUGCAAAGGAUAAUUCGCAGACUUGGAACUUUCGUAAAUAAAUCUGAAUUUCUUCAAUAAAUGCUUUAAAAUCUGUGAAGAAACCUGCUGAGAUUGUAAAUAAGAAAGCCUAGAACCACUAAAAACAAAAAUAAAACACAUUGAAAGACUAUAAAAAUAUUGGAAAAUCAUCUAAUACGUCGGAAUAUAAAACAUAAUAUUAAAAAUAAAUAUACAUUUAUAAAUAAUCUGCAAUUGGAAUACGGAAAACCACCUUAUAGAUUCAACAAAUGAUCAAAUAUUAAUAUAGAUCUGCCAUCUAAAUAUCCCCAUUGGAAAAACCAGAGGAUUUAAGAUUCAAGAUAUAUAAAAACUCUGCCCUUACCGAUCCCAAGCUGGGUAGUCCAUUCCUGAACACCACGCCGGCGGGUGGCAGCAGCAGCAAUCCCUCGCCCUCGCCCACAUCCACGCCUCCAGCGGCCUCAUUGGACGCCAAGGUGGCGGCCAAGCAGCUGGCCCAGAGCUUCCAGCUGUCCGCCAACUCAGCCUUUAACUUGGCUUUGCCGCCGAGCUUCUACAGACAGCAAUUACCGCAGCUUCAGCAGCAGAUUCAGCUUCCGCAACAGCUCCCGGAGUGCCUGGACUAUAACAACCACGACACGCCGGAAAUGGACCUAAUCAAUCCGUAUAUGCGACACCACAGCUUUGCGGCUGCCGCCCAGGGGAGUCCUCCGUCGGCGGCGCAACGUCACCAUCAUUUGGCGGCGGCCAUGAGCAAUGGAUUCGCCGAUGUCCAUGCCCAUGCGAUGGCGGCGGCGGAUUACCAGCAGCAGCUGGCCGACUAUCACAGUGCAGCCGCCGCUGCGGCCGUGUAUGCUAAUAAUAAUAAUAGUAACAAUAAUAACAAUAAUAAUAAUAGUAGUAACAACAAUAACAGCAGUCCACUGAUGCUGCUGAAGGCGGCACAUGGCAAGGACUCGGACUCACCAUCCACCACGCCGCCGCCGCUUGCCUCCUCCCGUCUCCAUUCCGACUCCUCGCCAUCGCCGCGCUAUGAGCACAACUCCAGUCCCGGUGUGGACAGUGCCAAGUCGUAUGCCCUCAGCCAAAGGAGCAGUGGUGGUGAGGAUCCUGGCCAGAACAGCGAGUCAGCCAGUCCGCCGCCUCAGGCAGUGGGUGAUUUUAGUCCCGAGAAUCUCAGCAGUCAGCGGGCCAAGUUCCAGCAUCACCAUCAUGGCGUCAAUCCGCUGGGCCACCACAGUGGGAAUCCUGGACACCAUCACCUCCACCUCAGCAAUAACAACAAUAAUAACAGCAGCAGCAGCAUGGAUCACAAGCUGCCACUGAGUUUCCUGGGUCCCCCGCUGGCCGCUCUUCACUCGAUGACCACGGAAAUGAAGGGUGGCCAGGGCGGGGGUGUGGGUUCGUCGGGCAAUGGUUUGUCCUAUGGCCAUAGUCCCAACUCGCAUCUGAUCAGCGAUCGGGGUUCGGGAGGCAGCUCCUCGUCCUCUUCAACGACGGCCACCACCACGAAUAGCCAGGGGGCGGCCAAUCCGCAUGGCAUCGAUACGAUCCUGUCCAAACCGCCGCCAGUCACGUCGGCGGGUCUAAGUGCUUUAACGGGAGCUGGUAUACCCCGCUUCUCAAUUGCCGCCGCCGCCGCUGGCAUGGCCCAGUAUCUCUCACAGAGCCAAGGUGCCCCCCUGAAGACCCAUGCUGGCCACAUUGUGGAUCGCACGCACCUGUACUGGCCGGGAUUGCAGGGAUUGGUGGCCAAUCCGAUUGCGUGGCGCGAGCGACUUUCCAAUACAAUGUCCGCCAAUCUGUCCCAGUCUCACCAGCAUCAUCCUUCCAACGACAAGGAUGGCAAGAAGAAACACACCCGCCCAACAUUCAGUGGUCAGCAGAUCUUCGCCCUGGAGAAGACAUUCGAGCAAACCAAAUAUCUGGCCGGACCAGAGCGUGCCAAGCUCGCUUAUGCCUUAGGAAUGUCCGAGUCGCAGGUUAAGGUCUGGUUCCAGAAUCGUCGCACCAAAUGGCGCAAGCGGCAUGCGGCGGAAAUGGCCACCGCGAAGAGGAAACAGGACGACAUGGGUGGCGAUAACGAUGGCGAUUGCAGCGAGACCAUGGACAGCGAUAACGAAAGCAUCGACUUGGGGGAGUCCCCCGCCCAGAGCAAGAGAUGUCGCAGCAAUAGCUCCGGCUCCUCGCAGCAGCAGCAGCAGCAGGAUAAUUAUCGCCAUUAAAACGAAUUUACAAACUACGGACGAAACUCGCAAUGAAAUGGAAUGGAAUACACUUAAAAUAAAUUUCAAAGCGCCAGCUAAUUAGCUAGAGAGAACCCAGCAGCCAAAAGCAGCAGCAGCAGCAGCUAAACACACUUGCAGCUAAAUUAUUCGGGUUUGAGUUUUAAGGUUUUGCCACUUUACCGUCUUCUGAAGACUUAAUUUUUUCCCUCUGUCUCUUGAUAAUUUCCCCCCUUUGUUUAUUAGGUGUGUAAAUAUUUAUGUUAAUUUUAUACAAAUAAAAAAAGAAUUACCUUUAAUAUGAAGCUUAAUUAACGUCGCUAAUUGGUAAGGCACAAGCACAAAAAAUUAAACUGAAUUUAUUACAUAUUGUAUGUUUAGUUUUUAAACCCUAACUUUAAUGUAAUUUCGUGCAUUAGAAGAGACCUUAGUUCAUACAUUUAAAAUAUAUAUAUAUAAACUAUUAACGAUUAACUAUGCUAACUGAGAUUGCGCCACACAAUAUUCACAAUAUUGAUGAUGAUGACACUGAACGCGAAAGACGAUUGAUUAACUAUUGCAGUAAAUAAUAUGUAAAAUGUACUUAAAUUAAAUUAAAUUGUAAUUUUAAUUAUUUCGAAUUGAUAAAAACAAAA